GCGCAGAAUUAAAGUCAAUAUCAAUAUUUCCACUAUAAAGAUAUCUUUGAGUAUUAAGCUUAACUGAGUUUGUGCUAGUGCACUGCAAGUUCCGAUAGUUAUGAGCCUGGGGUCCCUGUGAACGAAGCAAGUCGAUAUUUGAAGCUAUUCACAGUGCCAAUCCUCAAUUUAGAACGAAUUUGGAAGCGUGUACAAAGAGCAUCGACCCCAUCUCCAACGGUUAUAUUCGAUUGUGAUUCGGUUCGAAUUAGUCCCAAAACAGCUACCUCGGAUAUUAGCUAUGGACGUGAAAAAGAACGCGAUAAUCCUGAAGUCAUCGGAUGACUGGAGAAAGUGGAUCGAACAACUCAGAUCAGAGGCCUCAAAGGAAAAUGUGUGGGAAUAUGUCGACCCAAGUCCGAACCGUAUGAUAUAUGACCCUGCACCAACAAAACCUGUCGAACCUACCUAUCCAGUAUACGAAGCCAAUCAAACAGUGGAGCAAAAGAACUUGAUGCUCACUGAAUUUCAAAUUGCCUGGAGUAUUUACGAACGAAAACUUGAUCGAUACGAGAAGCACCAAAAACGUAUGAAGGAAGUGCGAUCGUACGUUCUUGAUACCGUUGAUAUUGGACAUCGACCUCUGAUACGGAAUAUCAGCGACGUUACAGAGAUGGUUCUAAAGCUCAAAGAGAAGUUUGCGCCAAAGCCGAAUAGGGAGAAAGCUUUGCUAAUAAGGCGACACCGAGAACUCAUGAAUCCGAAACGAGGAAUGAAACCUAAGGAAUUCUCGAAAAAAUGGCAAGAGCUCAAAGUGGACAUGGACCUUGCGGAUUUUAGUGAGAUUCCGGAUGAACGGUUAGCUAGAGAUUUCAUCGAGGCAUCGGAAGAUAUUCUACCUAAAUUUCAUGAGACGUGGACCAACAAGCUCAUGGAAUUCGACCUUGGCAUUGAAUCAAGUAUCCUACUUAAAGAACCUCAAUUCGACGAAGUAAUCAACGCAUUCGAUCUUUGGAACGAGAUGUACUCCAAAACAACCUCACCCUCUCGAAAAGAUAUUGCAAUGGCGACGUUUGGCGACAAAUCCGAUCAACCUGAAAAGAAUCAGCGUAGCGAAACAACAUCGAAGCCUGAGUCUCGAAAGUGCUUAUGUGAGCAAGAUCAUCGUUUCGAAGAUUGUCCAUAUGUGAACACAGAAAAACGUACCGCCAAUUGGAAACCAGAUGAAGAUAUACAAAGAAAAUUCGACCGCCUAGAGAAGAGCCGAUACAAUCGACUAGGCAAGGCUCUAAGGUCUGUUAAAGAAGAACUUCAGAAGAAAAAUAAGGACAAGAAGAAAACUGGUUCUUCAACAGACACAAAGAAGAAUAGUGAGAACCAAGAAUCAGCAAAUUUGGUAUAUGAUUCAGACGAGUUUGUGGGAUUGCUCAAUGAUACAAAGCCACCGGUCCUACAGAGUGUGGUUAGCACUGUAUUAUCCGCCUCAGGCAGGAACGCUGACCUAUGGGACAAGACCUUAUAUGACACUGGAGCGACAGCCCACAUCACCAAUAAUCGAGAGCGACUGAUAAAUAUGCAAUCGAAUGUACGAAUGAUUCAGACAGGAAAGAUAGAGAUCAAAAUGCAUGGACCAGGACAAUAUAUUGUUCAUCCAACGGAUCCUAUACAUGAUAUCGUUAAGCGCAAAGGAAUACGAAUCCUAGAAAUGUGGUAUAUCGAAGGAUUUCCCACGACAAUCCUCUCAGCGAGCAAGCUCCGGGAACAUGGAAUCAGGUUUGAUGGCAAAACUGAACGACUGUGGGAUGAGAAAACGAAUAGCGAUCUCUGUCGUGUCAAGUGUGAUGGAAAAUUAUUCUUGAUCGAAUGGGAAUCGAACAAGAAUACUAGGACUUCUCUAUCAAAUGAACUAGUCUUCAGUUCAUUUGAAAAGAAUGUCUUGAAAGAUCCCGCACAGGUGUGGCAUAAACGUUUUGCUCAUAUCAAAACCAGCUCAAUUGCAAAGAUUCAGGAAGCCACUGAGGGAGCAGUUGUUACCAAGGAAAUAUCAGCCAGGAACGAUGAAGGAUUCCAACAGAAGUGCGAAGUCUGCGAGCUUACAAAGGCGCGAAAGAAAAUUAGUAGGGUACCAAUGACACCACCGACAAGACCCUUCCAAGUCCUAUUUGUUGAUAUUAUUGUCAUGAAUAUGGCAAUCAACAAGGACUCGUACGCCCUACAUGCAGUCGAUCCAUACACUAAGUUCCAUGCCCUAGCGACGACUCGUACGAAGUCAGUGAACUUUGAUCUCGAAACAUUGAUUGAACAGAUUGAGCAUACCUUCAAGACAAAAGUCGAUGAGAUUCAUAUGGAUGGAGAGUCCUCGCUCAAUGGGAUCAGCUUCAAAGAAUAUUGUCAUAAGCAAAAAAUCAAGCUGACAGUGACUGUGCCAUAUACACCAGAACAGAAUGGCCCUAGCGAGCGAGCCGGUGGAAUCAUCACUAUGAAAUCUCGAAGCUUGUUGGAGGAAGCCAAUCUACCGCCAGGAUUAUGGCCAGAGGCCAUGAAAGCAGCAGUCUGGAUCAUGAAUAGAACCCCGAUUGAAUCACUAGGCUAUAUGACUCCAUAUGAAAAAGCCUUUGGGAAGAAACCAUAUGUCGGUAAUCUAUUUCUCUUCGGAUCUAAGGCAUACGUUAAAAUCGACACCAAGAAAAGCGACAAAAUGGCUCUGCGUGCCCAAAUUGGAUUCUUAGUUGGUUAUGAAGCUCACAAUAUAUGGAGAAUAUGGGUCCAAGGUCCUAGUGGAUCAAAAGUCAUACGAGUUCGAGACGUAGUCUUUGAUGAGACUAAGAAAUAUGACCCUGAUCAUCCAUUUGCAAAAGAAAUUGUCAAAGAGGGUAUAACCAAAUAUGUUGGCAAUAUCGACAUACCGAACAUUGACGAAGCAGACCCCAAUAUCGUAUUCGACUCAGUUGACGACGAUAUGAGGCUACAGCAAUUCUCUGUUAGCCUAGGAAAAACGAUGACAGGAGGUAGCACGUCACCUCAUGAGCAUGCGAAUAUUGAGCAGCCAACUCAGCCCUUGAAUAUGCCGCAGAAUAUGGAAAUCGACAGUACAUCGACCGAGUCAGUUGAACAGACUCAGAUUCCACAGGAGAUGGAAAUUGAUACUCCAACUGAGCCAGGAAAUAUGGAAAUUGACGGAAAUAGAACAAAUCAAGCGCAAGUUGAUAAUCGUGAGAAUUCCAUGAUGGAAAUUGGCUCAGCUGGGGGGGUGGAGGAUAAGAAUGAGGAUAAGAAUAAGGACGAAGUCGAUGUCAUGGAGAAGGAAGCCGAGGAUGAGGAUAUUCCCAAAUUAGAUGGAAAAACUAAUAAUCCGACCAAUCAGCCUCGCCAAUUACCAAAUCCUGAGAGAGAUUCUGCCAGUCAAAACGCUUCAAAUCAGUUGGACGACAACAAUGACAACAUGAGAACAAACCAAUUGAUCACACCGCCAACUACACCGCCAAAUCAGACUACAGGACAGGAAGCUCCUCGAGCACAAGAAAUAAGCGCCGACCUGUCAGAAUCAAAUAUAGUGGCAGGAUCAAGGAUUCGAAAAGCCUCAAACCGAGCUCUGAGCCCUACCUCAAUCUCUGCAGGACCAUCGAAAACUUCAAAGAGAGAUCGAAGCCCAGAACCAAGUCCUAUAUCGAGAAAAAGGCAGAGAAAGCUUAGUCGCGCGUUUCUAGCCAGGCAGAAGUUGCUCCAAGAUUCAACAACUGACAAGAUCUUCUUAGCCGCCAUGGAAAAGCUUGAAGAACCGUUUAGUGUGCAGCUUCCACCAGAGCCUAAAAAUUGGAAAGGAGUUUUAAGGCACAAGUUCAAGCAUCAGUUUACCCAAGCUGCAAAGGAGGAAUUUGAAGCUCUGAAGAGAAAAGGUACAUUUGAGUUUGUUCCAAAACCUCAAGAUAAGCAGAUUUUACCGCUGACAUGGGUGUUCAAAUACAAAUUUGAUAAAUACGGCAAGCUUACGACGUUCAAAGCACGUAUUUGUGUACGUGGUGAUCUGCAACAACCAAAUGACCUUGAAAAACGAGCAGCUACACUUGCAGCACGAAACUUCAGAAUGAUGAUGGCUAUUGCAGCUAUCUUCGAUCUUGAGAUCGUUCAAUAUGAUGCCAUGAAUGCCUUCGUGAAUAGUAUCCUUGAUGAAGAAGUUUACACAUACUUUCCGGACGGAUUCAAGCAAGAUGGGCAGGUAAUAAAGUUACGACGAGCUCUAUAUGGUUUGAGAAGAAGCCCACGGUUAUGGCAGAAAGAACUUACAGCGACCCUUCUAAACCUAGGAUUUACGCAGAUUCCAGACGAAGAAUGUUUAUUCAUCAAGAAUGGUGUUGUUCUGUUGUUCUAUGUUGAUGACAUUCUGCUAUUUUACGACAAGGCCACAAAGCAAGCUACUUUUAAGGAAAUCGAGAAAGGCCUUAUGAGAAAGUAUGAGCUUCGAAAAAUGAAGAAAUUUGAGUGGUUUCUCAAUAUUAGGAUCACUCGCGACCGUGCUCAGAGAAAGAUUUGGCUCUGCCAGGACAGCCAGAUCACCAAGAUGGCUAGCAAAUUCGGAAUCAACGCCACGAACAAUGUCAAGACACCCAUAUCUGGCAAUAUUGAAGCUUCAACCGAACAAGCAACCAAUGAAGAGAUUCACACAUAUCAAGAACUUGUGGGAUCAGCUCUUUAUGUUGCUGUAAUGACUAGGGUUGAUGUGGCCAAAGCUGUCAACGAGCUAGCUAAGCACACCAAGAAUCCUUCAAAGGCUCACUUUCAGCAGAUCCGACGUGUCAUCCAAUAUCUCUAUAACACCUGCUCGUUAGCAAUUGAAUAUUCACCACUAGAGAAUGUCAAUAUGGACGCUUUCAUAUGCGCCUCAGAUGCCUCAUUUGGUGACAACCCUGACCGUACAAGCUCUGAAGGGUAUUUAGUCCAAUUGUAUGGAGGCCCAAUUGACUGGAGAGCCACGAAGCAGCGCUUAGUUACGACAUCAACGACUGAAGCUGAGCUCCGUGCAGCUACUGAAGCAGCCAAAAGACUUCAAGUUUGGAAGCGAGUCUUCAGGUCUAUUGGAUUCAAGCCUGAUAGAGAACUCUCAAUCCAAUGUGACAAUAAACAAACUGUUUCACUACUGACCAGCGAAGAACCACAGUUUCAUAUGAACCUCAAGCACAUUGAUAUUUACCAUCAUUGGCUCCGACAAGAAGUCUCCAAGAAGCGACUGCGUAUUGAAUGGGUUGAUACAAAGCGAAUGGUGGCAGACGGCCUUACUAAGGUCCUACAUGGACAGCAGUUCCUGGAUUGGAGAAAACACCAGGGAUUGGUGGAUAUAGCAGAUCUAGUGCAGGAAUAAAAGCUUCAAGCUUCCAUUCCUGGGGGGGUGUGUCGAGGAUUAGGUAAGCUAAA
Talaromyces stipitatus ATCC 10500 is the source of this 5388-nucleotide messenger RNA. RefSeq lists its product as uncharacterized. Bases 281 to 5335 code for a protein of 1684 amino acids. NCBI's taxonomy places the organism in Eukaryota, Fungi, Ascomycota, Eurotiomycetes, Eurotiales, Trichocomaceae. The record is from RefSeq and is a predicted model, not a curated record. The transcript has a single exon. Gene Ontology annotation, molecular function: nucleic acid binding. Gene Ontology annotation, biological process: DNA integration.